AUGGCGUUCAACGGCGGUGCAGCGGGGGGUAGUGCGGCUGCGGUGGCCGCCGGUGCAGCAAACAGCGCCACCGACGAGAACGAGUCGACCGGUGCGAACAAGAAGAAGAACCUGAUCAUACUGGUCGACAAAGAUUCGAACGAUAAACUGAACGAGCUGUUCGACAAGACGCUCAGCAAUAAGCUCCCGCUACAGAUCCCGUACCGCAUGCGCAAGCUGCCAGAAUCGUUCUUUAUGCCACCGUCGUCCGGCUCCAAGUCGCCGUCCGUGUCGCACUCGCGCGAAAACUCCGCCGACUCGGCGUUUGGCUCCGGCACGACCAUACUGGGCGGCGUGACGGGCGUUGCGACCGGUCCGAACGGUUUGCCGAUACACCACAGCCGUGCACACAGCAGUCCCGCUUCGCUCGGGAAAAUCCCGGUCGGGUUGGGCGGGCUGGGUGGUGGGGUGGUGGCUGCGGCCGCAGCGGCUGCAGCUGCCGCUGCUGCGGCCGGUGGCAAUGGGGCUGGCGGUGGUGGUGGUGGUGGUGGAGGCGGCGGCGGCGGCGGUAACAGUGGCAAUACGGUGGGCGCCGGGGGUAGCAAGUCGGCAGCGGCGGCAGCACAGGCAGCGGCAGUAGCUGCAGCCCAGAACGAUGCCAGCAGUUUGGGAGCGGCCGUACUGCAGCAGGCGGCCCUGUCGAAGGCGGCCAUACAGCAUCUACACAGCCGGGGUCGAUCGUACGACGUGUCGAACCUGCACGCCAACUUUGGCGAACUGCCGCCCGGCUGGGAGCAGGCGAAAACACAGGACGGACGCAUCUACUACAUCAACCACAACACAAGAACAACCACGUGGGAGGACCCGCGCAUCACCGCCAUGCAGGAAAGCCUCUUCCAGCAGCAGUCCAGCGUAGAAACUCUGUUCAACACCGGCUCCCAGACGUUGCUCAGUCCCACGAUCUCCUCCCCGACACCGACCAACAAUGUGGUAUUUCCAGAUACAAUUCAAAUGACAAAUGACAAUCUCGCACCGUCGACCGCCGCCCCAGCGGCAGCGAUGCUCACUGGCAACAAUGUCGAUCUGGGCCCACUGCCGGAAGGAUGGGAGGAAGGCAUCACCGAGAAGGGCGAACGGUACUAUAUCAAUCACGCGACUCGGUCGACCACCUGGCGGGAUCCCCGAUUGUCAAACCAAGAUUGGGCAGUUCAAGAGCAAACGGUACGUCUGUACAACCUACAGCUUGAACGGGAACGGCUUCGGAAACGGCAGCAAGAAAUCAAAUCACAUAUGGGAGACGACCCGUUCCUGUCCGGUAUUGCCGAUCACACACGCCAGGAGUCCGGUGACAGUGGUUUGAGCGAAUCGUCCAUGACGCAGUCAAUGCCCCACACACCCGAAUUUCUCUCCAGUAUAGAUGACAGCAUGGAUGGGCUGAGCAUGACGGAUAACACAAUGGACACCAUAGCAUUUGGGGAUAAUCUCGAGACGCCCGAUGAGUUUAUGCUGGACGAUCCUUUGCUGUUGGAAAAAAUCGAUGCCGUCACCAACCUGAGCCUGAUGGAUCCGACGAGUAGUAAACCGGAAAACACGCUCUACGACAUCAUCUAAC
Anopheles maculipalpis is the source of this 1591-nucleotide messenger RNA. It is a transcript of the gene yki, whose product is annotated as transcriptional coactivator YAP1-A. Gene Ontology annotation, molecular function: transcription coactivator activity; protein binding. Bases 1 to 1590 code for a protein of 529 amino acids. The record is from RefSeq and is a predicted model, not a curated record. NCBI's taxonomy places the organism in Eukaryota, Metazoa, Arthropoda, Insecta, Diptera, Culicidae. The transcript is spliced from 7 exons. Gene Ontology annotation, biological process: positive regulation of transcription by RNA polymerase II; hippo signaling. Gene Ontology annotation, cellular component: cytoplasm; nucleus.